This is a messenger RNA of Caenorhabditis remanei, 600 nucleotides long. RefSeq lists its product as uncharacterized. Gene Ontology annotation, cellular component: nucleus. Gene Ontology annotation, molecular function: RNA polymerase II cis-regulatory region sequence-specific DNA binding; DNA-binding transcription factor activity, RNA polymerase II-specific. The transcript has 4 exons. The record is from RefSeq and is a predicted model, not a curated record. Gene Ontology annotation, biological process: sex differentiation; regulation of transcription by RNA polymerase II. The coding region runs from base 1 to 600 and encodes 199 amino acids. Lineage: Eukaryota; Metazoa; Nematoda; Chromadorea; Rhabditida; Rhabditidae.
AUGAUGAAUAUAGAGGAAAUACUACCAGAGUUGUUCGGCGAGAAACGUGUAUAUUAUUGUCAGAGAUGCCUCAACCAUGGUCUCCGUGAGAAGCGUAAAAACCACAAGCUCUCGUGUUCUUUCCGAUUCUGUCAGUGUUCGAAUUGUAUCAUGGUCGAACGACGUCGUCAACUCAACUCGCGUCUUAUGCAAAUCGAGGGAAGUCAGGAGGAUAAGAAGCCGUCGCCGACGACGCCACUGACGACGUUAACGAUGGCGUUGACAACAUCGUCGGAGGAGGAUCAGAUGGAGUGUACGAGUCAGUCGGAGACAACUAAUGAGAGUAGUGGAGAGGAUAAGGAUGAUGGGAAGCCGAAAGAACGCCGUCCGAACUGUCAACGAUGCGCGCAGCACAGUGUGGUGAAUCGCCUGAAAGGACACAAACGGGCAUGCCCGUUUCGUGACUGCUUCUGUGCAAAGUGUCAAGUAGUCGUCGAGCGGCAAAAGUUGAUGGCCGAUCAGAUCAAGUUGAGACGGCGUCAGAAGCGCGAGAAGAACAAUUUGAAUAGCGAACGCGAGGCGCCAAUGACACACAGUUUGACACCGUCGCCGACAGGUUAG